Parastagonospora nodorum SN15 is the source of this 1565-nucleotide messenger RNA. RefSeq lists its product as hypothetical. Gene Ontology annotation, cellular component: centrosome; cytoplasmic dynein complex. Lineage: Eukaryota; Fungi; Ascomycota; Dothideomycetes; Pleosporales; Phaeosphaeriaceae. The transcript has 4 exons. Bases 1 to 1413 code for a protein of 470 amino acids. Gene Ontology annotation, biological process: microtubule-based movement; microtubule cytoskeleton organization. Gene Ontology annotation, molecular function: dynein heavy chain binding. The record is from RefSeq and is a predicted model, not a curated record.
AUGGCGAGCGCACAUCGGACAUCCAACUUCCCCUCGCGGACGCACCAUGACCGGCCGAAUAGCAGAGAUACGGAGAAGGAGGAGAUAUGGAAGCCCAUGCUGGACAACAUCUCGAGCGGGAAGCGCCUGCCCGAAAAGAGCUUGCUCGUGCUAGGAGAAGCUGGGGAAGGAGCUAACGAGGGUCCAGGCGGAACCCCAGAGACACAGCGAGAAUUCCUGGAGUCAGUGUCGACGGAAGGCGCGAACAGCCGCAGACCGCCAGACCGAGGAAGGAAGCCGCCUAUCGCGAAUCAGUUUGCCCUGGGCUACACCUACCAAGAUGUCCUGGACACUGAUCAUGAAGUCCUUGAAGAGAAUAUCCAGCUUCUGCAGGACAAGGGCCGCAGCCUUGGAGCUGAAGGAACCAGCAGCAUGGAGGACGUCAAGAUUCCACUGGGCCCUGGAGAGUGGGACGAACCGCUCGGCAUACCUCUGUGUGUCGUGUGUCAGAACGCCGACAAGAUUGAGUCGCUCGAAAAGGAGCGGGGAUGGAAAGAGGAGGAGUUCGACUUCAUCUUGCAGUAUCUGCGCACUAUCCUGCUCAAGCACGGAUCAAGUUUGGUGUACACUAUGCCAACAGCACCUGGCUCAUUACAGACUUUGAUUCACUCGACACUGGGCAUCAAGUCGCUACUCAAGCAGGAGCAAUUACGACACAACGUGACUGACCGUGACCGGGUAUUGGUACCGCCGAACUGGGAUUCUUGGGCAAAGAUACGCAUUCUGCGCGAGGGCUUUGAUGUUGAGGGCGUCAGUGAGCGAUGGAGUGUCGAUAUCGAAAUUCCCCGCCACAUGCGAAUCGCAAAUGGACAGACACCAGCGUCAGCGCCGGUCGAAGCCGAGGGCCAAGCAAACGGCGAGCCAGAGCCGUCGCCUGUUAUAGAGGAAGAGCAGCAGGACGGUCCCUCCGCCACCUCGAUAUACGAAGACACCAUUCGUAAUCCUGAGAGCGACUACCCAUUAUCGGCCAUGUCGAGGCAGAGUAACGGUAUUGAAGUUACGAGCAAGGACCCGCAAGUAUUCCUGAACGAACAGGUCACUUUGCUGGAGACAUUGCGGCGUGAAGACGAGAACGAGGCCGCCAUGAAGGCCGCGAGGAAAGAGAGUGAUACCCCAGCACCGCGAACAUACAUGGAAGACGCAUCCGGAGUUGUGGAAGAGCACAUUGGACCUGUGCAGUUCAACAUGGGUGGCAUCCAAGUCAAUGCGGAUGAGAUGGUGAAGCGCUUGCAGGAUCGCGAAGCAAACCGCGGUAACGAGCCAGGAUCGCCUCCAGCAACGCAAGAAGCUGGCAAGAUGGACAACGAAAAGCUCAUGUCUUUCUUCUCCGGUCUGCUCAACAAAGGGCCGGGUGGCAGCCCGAGGGGCGCCUAACAGUUCCCCGGUAGCAAAGCGGCGCCGGGCUGACCACUUUCUCUUCUGCAACUAUACAAACCUUGGCGGAACCUCUUCUCUUACCCUGUCGCGUGUACAUGGUUUUAUACCCACAGCGUAGCCUGUUCUGAAAUUCGAUAUGUCGCAAUCUA